Messenger RNA from Coccinella septempunctata (seven-spotted ladybird), 1245 nucleotides. RefSeq names its product protein RER1. Gene Ontology annotation, biological process: protein retention in ER lumen; retrograde vesicle-mediated transport, Golgi to endoplasmic reticulum. Lineage: Eukaryota; Metazoa; Arthropoda; Insecta; Coleoptera; Coccinellidae. The coding region runs from base 206 to 796 and encodes 196 amino acids. The transcript is spliced from 6 exons. Gene Ontology annotation, cellular component: Golgi membrane. The record is from RefSeq and is a predicted model, not a curated record.
ACUUUUUGGACUUGGUUAACGACAUGUUUAACUAGUUUGUUGAAAUAAAUUGAAGUAUGGAAAUACGUGUCCAAAAUGACUGAGAGCUAAAUCAAUCGGAAAAACUCAUUUUAUACUAUAUUUUGUAUAGUUUUAGGAAAUUAUACACCAAAGGGUUAUGAAUUUUAUCAUGAGUUUUAGGUUGUAAUUUGUAAUUGAAUCAACAAUGGAUGAAGAUUUGUUAAGCCAGGGAACCAAAAGUAAAGGGGCAAUUUCACAAGCAUGGACUCGGUUGUCUCAGAUCUAUCAAUCUACCUUGGACUCCUGGACACCCCAUGCUAGAUUAAGGUGGGGAAGUACUUGCUUCCUUCUAAUCCUGUUUGGUCUGCGGAUAUUUGCAAAACAGGGAUGGUAUAUUGUAACAUAUGCCCUUGGAAUCUAUCAUUUGAAUUUAUUCAUAGCAUUUUUAACCCCAAAAAUAGAUCCUGCCAUGGACUUUGAUGCUGAAGAUAAUGGUCCAGAAUUACCAACUAGAGCAAAUGAAGAAUUUCGACCGUUCAUAAGAAGAUUACCAGAGUUUAAAUUCUGGUACUCUGUAACAAGAAGUACAGUAAUAGGAUUUAUUUGCACCUUUUUUGAAUGUUUCAACAUUCCUGUAUUUUGGCCAAUUUUGGUUAUGUACUUCAUCACCCUGUUUUGUAUUACUAUGAAGAGACAGAUAAAGCACAUGAUAAAGUAUAGAUAUUUGCCCUUCACACAUGGAAAACCAAAGUAUCAAGGACAUGAAGAUCAAGGCAAAGUCAUUAUUUCAAAAUGAGACCAGGCAGUUGUAGCAUAUUUGACAAUUUUUUUUAAAUGAAAUAACUCCUGUAACAUCUACUUAUGACAUACCUUGAAAGACGUGUUAUUUCUCUGAAAUAUGUUUAUUUAAGAAUGUUCUUUAUGGAAAAGUGUGAAUUUACAAAGAUAAAUGCCACAAAAAUUUGAGUUAUGUCCUAUUGUUUAUGUUCAUAGUUUAAAAGCAGUAUAGGUUGGCAUGCAUCAGCCAGAAAACUCAAAUAUUUUGUCAUAAAUUUUUGAAAUUCAUUGUUAUAAAGUCUCAGUUAGGUACAAAUAUUGUGGAUAUGUUUAUAUGUAUAAAAUAUCUAUGUGGUGAAAAUAAUUUUUUUUCAGUAUCCUUAUAAAAAUUAAUCAAAUAUUCAUAUUCUAAUUCAAAAUUUUAUUUAAUGUUUCUGUUCAUUGGCAAAUAAAUUGUUAUUCCUUUUA